AAAGGAUUAGUCAUACAAAAUCUCACCAUCUUUUUUUGGUAUUUGCACGAUCAUUGUUAUAUCGACUGGUUUCUUAAGGACGCAGAGGGAAAUGGAAAGCAUCAUGAACUUGAAGAGAAAGGAGAAGAGAUCACAAAGUAGAUCAAGACUUGGGAAAUAUCUCAAAGAACAAAAGGGGAGGAUUUACAUCAUUAGAAGAUGUGUCAUGAUGCUCCUUUGCUCACGUGAUUGAUUCAAUUUUAUUCAUUAUUACCAUAUCAAUACACUUACAUAUACAUGUCUAUGCACGUGUGUAUUUGUAUAUAUGACAAGCCUAAAGAAUUAGCUUGCUUUGUUUUGUGUCUUGUCCGAUAUAUGUAAAUACUCAUAGCGAAGCUUAU
This is a messenger RNA of Capsella rubella, 380 nucleotides long. RefSeq lists its product as uncharacterized. The coding region runs from base 92 to 232 and encodes 46 amino acids. The transcript has a single exon. Gene Ontology annotation, biological process: negative regulation of cell population proliferation. Lineage: Eukaryota; Viridiplantae; Streptophyta; Magnoliopsida; Brassicales; Brassicaceae. The record is from RefSeq and is a predicted model, not a curated record.